Messenger RNA from Salarias fasciatus (jewelled blenny), 1473 nucleotides. Its product is annotated as dehydrogenase/reductase SDR family member on chromosome X. Lineage: Eukaryota; Metazoa; Chordata; Actinopteri; Blenniiformes; Blenniidae. The coding region runs from base 499 to 1371 and encodes 290 amino acids. The record is from RefSeq and is a predicted model, not a curated record. The transcript is spliced from 7 exons.
GGAAGUCAACCCACUCCUGUGCCGCUUGUAAGCAAGGGAAGCCCCCACGCGUUGCGCGCCCGGACCGCCGGUAUAUAGCCCGAGUCGUGGAGCGCGUGUGCAUGCGCGUCGAGCUCUAAAUGUGUGCGCCCGCGCACGCCAAAGCCCCGGGCUCCGUCCUCAACAGUUGCCACCGGAGCAGCGGAGAGGAGAGGAGGAGGAGGAGGAGGAGGAAGACGAGAGAGACGGCAGACUGAGGACGGACGGACGCGGAGCACCACGCCGCUCUGCCCGGCUCUGCUCCUGACAUGCAGUCGCUCAUCUCUCCGGUGACCAAGGCCAUCUUAGUAGCGCUCUUCAUUUUCGCCAUACUCCUCAUCCUCUAUGUGAUCCUUUGGUACAUUUGCAGAGACGUGGACUGCGACCACGGCAUUUGAGGAUUCCGUUAAAAAAGCGGGACUAACGGGAAUAUCUCAAUGGGGCGCACGGAGGAACCCGCAGAACCCCGGGUCAUCCUUGAUGCCCAGACAAGAUGGCAAGGUUGUUAUAGUGACCGGAGGAAGCAGGGGAAUCGGCUAUGAGGUCGCCCGCCACAUGGCCACCCUCGGGGCGCAUGUUAUCAUCGGUGGGAGGGAGGAGCAGGAGGGCCUUGCCGCCGUCAGAAAGAUCUGUGAACAGUACAAAGAGGCCAAAGUGGAAUUCCAAAAACUGGACCUCGCGAGUCUGCAGUCGGUCCGCGACUUUGCCCAGAGCUUCAAGGAUCGGGACCUGCCGCUAAAUAUCCUGGUUAAUAAUGCUGGUGUGAUGUUAGUGGCCGAAGGCCGCACCGCUGAGGGGUUCGAGCAACAUUUGGGCGUGAACUACCUGGGACACUUUCUGCUGACCUGGCUGCUCCUGGACAAACUGAAGGAUUCUGGGAAACGCGGUUCUGUCUCCCGAGUGAUCAACGUGUCGUCGUCAGCCCAUCGCAUCGGGGAGAUCAGACUGAAUGACUUGAAUAGCUGCGAGUGGUAUUCUCCUCAUGCUGCGUAUUGUCAGAGUAAGCUGGCCCAGCUGUUGUUCAGCGCCCACCUCCACCAGGAGAUGCAGCGCGGAGGUUUCCCCGUGAGCUCCUGCGCCGUGGAUCCCGGCAUGGUGGACACCGCUCUCUACUGCCACCUGUGGACGCCCCUCCGCCUGGCGCAAAGCCUCAUCGCUCGCCUUCUCUUCAGGACUCCUGCAGAGGGUGCUGCCACUGUGCUGUCGGCCGCUUUGCUACCGGCCCCGGAGGGGGACAGCGGAGGAGGCUACUGGGCCGACGGCCACAGAGAGUGGACCACACCGCUGACUUUUGACCCCCAGCUGCAGCUGAGCCUGUGGGAGGUCAGCCUCCAGCUGCUGGGCGUGCAGUAGCCACGGGACCCCGGGAUGCCCAAGAGGACUAAACCCGUUUGAAGACCCCGGAUAAAGACCCUGAGCACGGGGCCCACUAGCUACUUUCUCCUUCCUUUCUUU